This is a messenger RNA of Electrophorus electricus (electric eel), 2014 nucleotides long. Its product is annotated as transmembrane protein 60-like. The record is from RefSeq and is a predicted model, not a curated record. Lineage: Eukaryota; Metazoa; Chordata; Actinopteri; Gymnotiformes; Gymnotidae.
UAAUUUUUAAUCCCGGAAAUACAACAGCGCGGUUCACAAAUCGACAGAUUAAAUUUUUAGUGUUGGCUUUCGUUUAACUAAAAGGUUCCAGAAACAAAGAUGACAAAAUACAAAAUGCUCUAGUCAUCAGUUGCUGCUUUUAGAGGUAGUCGCCCUUGACUGGUAGUCUUGCUAACUGCGUCACUUUGGGGUGUUUGAGGGAAGAUGUCCUUAGCUCAGCGCGUUCUGCUCACGUGGCUCUUCACACUAGUCUUCCUCAUAAUGCUGGUCCUGAAGCUGGAUGGAAAGGUUAACUGGAACUGGUUUCUCAUAUUCCUCCCAAUGUGGAUCUUUGACAGCAUCCUCCUCCUCAUGCUGGGGGUGAAGAUGGCAGGCCGCUGUCGGGCAGGUCACGAUUUGCGACAGGGGGCUCCUGGCUUGCGCAGGAAAGUCUGGUACCUGUUGGCUCUGCUGCUUAAGCUGGGUUUCUGUCUGACACUCUGUGCCCGGCUGGAGCAGCUCACUGACCUCCGCCUGGUGUACGUCUGCAUCCCACUGUGGACCGUGCUGACAGGAGCCAUGGUGGAGCUGGGUGCUAACAUCUUCCCUCAGCACAGAGACUGAAUGUCAGUGCCCAAGUCUGGAGGAUUUAACACAAACAUUCCACAAGAGAAGCUGUACUUGAUGGUGGUGUGAAUAAGUGCACAAGUGCAGUAAAAGAUUAAAAACACAUUCAUUUGAGGAAUGUUUCACUUCCUGCUAACACAUUUUAAGUGCCAGACCAGUGUUUCUGAAUAUCUGUAGAUGCUUUGAUACACAUUAAAGGCUAAAUAUGACAGAUGAGACAGGUCUCAGAGAUGAGACAUGACUGACUUUGAGAGACCUUUUUCUUAUUUCUCAAGACAGUCAUUGAUAUCAUAUUUGUAUACUUGUCCCAGACAUUUCCAGUUCCACAGUGUCUGUCUGACUCAGGAUGCAUGAAUCAUGGAGGCAAGAAAAAUCUUGGUGUCAAGUCUGUGUCUGACAGGCCAGAGCAAAUUGACAGGCUUGAAUCUGAAACUCAGUUCAUUCCCUUGCCCCAAAUAACAUGGCUUGUUUGAUAGCCUUGACUGUCUUUGUCAUCUGGAAAUUGAUAAUGUGUGAGUCUGAUUGCAAUCUGAAGAUCCUUGGAGCCAGUGCUAGGUGGUUUAAUCACUAGAAGUAUCUGGGGUCUGUGUGCGUAUUCUCAAACGGAAUUGAAUGGUUAUGGUCUGUUACUCUAGGUUAUCUAACUGAAAUUAUGUGGAAAAUACAAGAAACACAUUUGAAAACUUUGCCAAUGCACAUAAUUGUAUCUUAUAGGACUUUUGCUAAUCUUGCUGUCAAUUAAGUGACUGCAGUGCUACGAUAGUACAUCAGGCAGAAACGAUACUAGCUUUGUGACACUGGAGACUACAAAUCAUAUAACUGCAAAGCUACCAGGAAGUACUAACUAGAGCCCCUUGCCGACUCCAUAGGCUUCAAGCAAUUAUUCUAAAGUUGACCUCAACAACAUAUUCACAUUGCACAAACUGAUAUCGGGGAGUUGUGUCUAAUUGCCAAAAUGUUGAAGGAUUCUUUUAUGAUUUUGGUACAAUAGCACUACAAGACUGCAUUUACACACACAUGGUUAUCAGACUUUUUUGUAAACUGAGAUCCAAUUUUGGUGAAACUUAAAUUUUCAGCUUCAUUUUAGAUAUUUGGACUAUUGGAACCAGUUGACUAAGAUUUUAGUGGGGUUUUUUUUGUUUGUUUGUUUGUUUUUAAUCAAAUGGUUUUAAGAGUGAAUUUUGUGAAUUAUAAAAUACUCUGUGUGACAUGUUCAAAGAUCACUUAUGAUGUUUUGAAGAAGCUUUCUUUUGGACCCUCAUUAGGCUAUCCAUGUAUGGAGUUGUCAUUUCAUCAUUUUUUGCACAACUUUUUUUUAUUCUUUUAAAGCGUAUGCACUUUCUAACUUAUUCUGCGUUAUUUGCAAUAGUUAAUGUUCCAUGAAUAAAUAUCCACGUUCAUAAACCCA